This is a messenger RNA of Aspergillus fijiensis CBS 313.89, 456 nucleotides long. RefSeq lists its product as uncharacterized. Lineage: Eukaryota; Fungi; Ascomycota; Eurotiomycetes; Eurotiales; Aspergillaceae. The transcript has a single exon. The coding region runs from base 98 to 412 and encodes 104 amino acids. The record is from RefSeq and is a predicted model, not a curated record.
GUUCACCACACCACCAAAACUUAUCACUCCUCCACUCCACUAAACUCGCAUCGGCUCCAAACUCAGAAACCUGGCUAGAUCGUAUCAGGAUCGUGUCAUGUUCUGUGAGAGAGAGCCACAAAAGAAAAGCAUUCCUAGGAUUUGUCAGUUCGCCACCACGGCUCGAUCCAUAGGCCAUGGCCCUACGAUCGUCCUACUAUCCCUGCUCCUGACCCGGGCAUCUCUGAUUCUAUCACUUUGUGACUGUACGACUCUGCUCAGCGCUUCAGGGUGGCCGCCGCUAUUCCUGAGGAGUCCCUUGUCAAGUUCCAAUUUCGACCAGGACGGUGAAUGUUUCGGUGACGCUUGGCGGACGAUGGCACACCAGGCGAUUGAGAUCAAUUCAUUGCUGCCUGAAGCAAUGCUGCUGUAACAAUCUAAGCCCUGUUUUGAUCUCUUGCUCGGUGUUCACUCUCU